This is a messenger RNA of Daldinia caldariorum, 1203 nucleotides long. RefSeq lists its product as uncharacterized. The transcript has a single exon. NCBI's taxonomy places the organism in Eukaryota, Fungi, Ascomycota, Sordariomycetes, Xylariales, Hypoxylaceae. The coding region runs from base 488 to 988 and encodes 166 amino acids. The record is from RefSeq and is a predicted model, not a curated record.
GUAAUUACGAUGUUCCCCGCGCCUCGAGGUCACAGGGCCUGGGGAAAAUGUCGUCAUUUUGCUUGUUUCUCUUCCCCCUUUUCUGGUAACAACUUAUCGAGCGGCUGACAUCAUUCAAUCGCGACUAUUUCCUAGAGCUUACUGUUACUAAGUAACAAAAUAAUUACCUAAAGUUGCAUAUCGUGUAACAAGUAGUACUUAGAUCAACAUGUUGGGUAGACUUGCGAAAACGACGUCAUACAUAGCCCGCGAGACAAAUGUCUUCAAAGUUUCAAAGCGGAGAUCGAGCCUCAAAAUCGUCAAGCCACAACCAAACAACGACCUCUUUCCAAAAGAGGAACCUACCUUAAACAGAUGAGGCUGAUGCUCUACAACGCAUAUACGCUUUCUUCUGACAUUCCGCGGUUUGUUUUGUUUUUGUUGUAUUAGAAGUGCUUUUCUCUUGCUAAAACGUCGCGGUAUAUCAAUCAAUUUAUCCAAAUCAGCGAUGGCAGAUAACAGCAAAGAUGAGAGCAAAGAGGGGCAGAAGAAGAGACCGACAACCAAGGAGAAGCUUGUAGAGGAGAUCACCUCGCGUAUCGAAGAAUCCAAGAAGCUCCAAGAAGAGUCCGUAAAGCUCCAUCAGCAAGCCGAUGAGGCAAAUGACUCCGCUGUUGUCGAGGAUCUCAAGUUCCGUGCCCGCGAGCUCGACGUGAAAGCUGCGAAACUGUUGAAGACGGCUAAGAGGCUCGAGUCUGGCUGGCUGCAGGGCGGCGCCGCCGGGGCCGGUAUAGGUGCGGGAAUCGCUGGCGGGCUCGGCAUGACUGUCGGGGCCUUAGUCAGCGGGUUGGUCGCCAUUCCCGCUACGGGGAUAGGCAUUCUAGUCGGUGCGGGUACGGGCUUAGUUCACGGCCCUUGGAUAAAGUUCAGCAAGGCGUUCAGUAAGGACGAGGUUGACGAGAUGGAUAAGGAGGCUGAAGAAGAGGCUCGGCGAAUAGGUGGGGAUUAGAAUAUAUUUUGUCUAUCAGCGAUCUAAGGAAAGGGGUUUUGUUACGUAUUACAAGUGUACAUCUGGAACGGGUACAGGUUUUGGCAUAAUACGGAUGAACCUGAGGCAAUGCAAUAUUUUGGUUAUUUUUUCCUCGGGUAAGGGAUGAAGGCUGGGUAUACUAUGCUACCUAAGGCGAUUACGAAGUCUACGAAUUCAAAGAAACACUAUAGCAA